CCUCUGGUCGUUCCCUCUCCCACCGGAGGCGCCAACCCCGAUGUCGGAGCGCAAGGAGUCGGCGCAGCAGUCAGAUCCGUUCGAGGACGUGUUGAAGCCGCCGGCGGACGAGACGCCGGAGCAGCGGCAGCGGCGGGUGCAGCAGGAGGAGGAGGCGAAGCGGAUCAGCCAGGCCAUUGACGAGAGCAUACGCGCCGAAAAGCAGAGGGAGAAGAAGCGGAAACCGGUCAGGGUCUUGCUCCUCGGCCAGAGCGAGUCCGGCAAGUCGACCACCCUCCGACAGUUUCAGCGGCUGUACACCCCGAACGCCUUCCGGGAGGAGCGCAUCCUCUGGCGCGCCGUCAUCCAGCUCAACCUCGUCCGUUCCGUGCGCACCAUCCUCGAAGCGCUCACGGACGCGCGGCGGGGCCGGACGCGCGUGCACAGCGACGACGAGAGCGACUCGGACGGCCAGCUGGACGUGACGGACGAGCUGGACGCGUUCCAGCUCCGGCUGCUCGCCCUCCGGCACGUCGAGGCGAUCCUCAUCGCGAAGCUCGUCCCGCCCAACGAGGAGGAGGCGACCCGGCUCGGGAACGGCUACGCGCCCGGGCACGGGCACGGCGGCGCGGACCAUCCGUGGCGGACGCAGGAGGUGUUCGUGCGGCCGACGACGAAGUGGAAGGGCGCGCUGGCGAACGGGAAGGGGAAGGAGCACGCGGCGGCGCAGCGCGGGCCCGGGUCGAUGGAGGAGGUGACGGAUAUCCUGCAUUCGUGUCGGGACGACAUGAUCGAGCUGUGGAAUAACACCACCGUGCGGGCGCUCUUGCGCCGUCGGAAGCUGCGACUGGAGGAGUCGCCAGGCUUCUUCCUCAAUGACCUCGCGCGCGUGACAGAUCCCAAGUAUACGCCUACCGAUGACGACGUGCUCAGAGCCCGUCUAAAGACCGUGGGCGUAUCCGAAUACAAAUUCGAGAUGGAGGCGUCGGCCGGUCGGGAGAGUGGGACCGAAUGGCGGAUAAUCGAUGUCGGGGGGUCUAGGUCGCAGGUACAGACGUGGGUCCCGUUCUUCGACAACGUGGACGCGAUCAUCUUCCUCGCGCCGAUAUCCGGGUUCGAUCAGGUGCUGGUGGAGGAUCGAAGCGUGAACCGCCUGGAGGACAGCGUGCUGCUCUGGAAGGCGGUCUGCUCGAACAAGCUGCUCGCGAACGUGGACCUCGUCUUGUUCCUGAACAAGUGCGACAUCCUCGAGCGCAAGCUCAAUUCGGGCAUCCGGCUCGCCAAGUACGUCCGCUCCUACGGCGACCGGGCGAACGACGUCGAGACCGUGUCGAAAUAUUUCCGGAGCAAGUUUAGCGCGAUACAGCGGGAACAUUCCCCUUGCCCGCGCAAGUUUUACGGGUUCUGCACGUCGGUCACGGACACGGUCACGACGUCCGGCAUACUCGCGAGCGUGCGCGAUAUGGUCGUGCGGCAGCAUCUCAAGCAAUCAAGGUUACUAUGAGCCCCCUCCUCGAUCCCCUCCUCGAUCCCCUCCCCCCUCCCCCGCUCCCAUCGUCCCCGUCCUUGAUCUGCCAACCGAAAAAAGCCGGAUUUUAACGCGCCCCUUUUUUUGCGAUUUUUUCCCCCCCGUGUACAGACUACAUCUAUAGCGUUUGCCCUAAAAAGGCGACGCUGGACCCCGCACUCGCACGGGUCGCCGAUCGCCUCCUUCAUGCUCCACGUUCUCUCUCUUUCCUGUCCGCUUUUUAAAGGGGUCGUCCCAGUUGUGGGAUAUCUGUCUUUGUCGGGUUGUUUCGUCCAACUUUUUUUUGUUUGGCCGUAUCAUCUUCCUUUCGCCUUUGCUGUUUUUUUUUUUUGCUUUCCCUCACGUAGCGCCUGCCUUUCGUUGCACGCAUAACGAACCGCAACGACCUCCCCGUUUUUUUUACGAUUAAUCCAUUAUGUAAACCACAACCCC
Molecule: messenger RNA, 1939 nt
Organism: Punctularia strigosozonata HHB-11173 SS5
Lineage: Eukaryota; Fungi; Basidiomycota; Agaricomycetes; Corticiales; Punctulariaceae
Product: G-alpha-domain-containing protein
Exons: 11
Coding region: 41-1483 (480 amino acids)
Biological process (GO): adenylate cyclase-activating G protein-coupled receptor signaling pathway
Cellular component (GO): heterotrimeric G-protein complex
Molecular function (GO): G protein-coupled receptor binding; guanyl nucleotide binding; GTPase activity
Source: RefSeq, a predicted model, not a curated record